Vitis riparia (riverbank grape) is the source of this 913-nucleotide messenger RNA. RefSeq names its product polyamine oxidase 5-like. The record is from RefSeq and is a predicted model, not a curated record. Bases 17 to 913 code for a protein of 298 amino acids. Gene Ontology annotation, molecular function: polyamine oxidase activity. Gene Ontology annotation, cellular component: peroxisome. Lineage: Eukaryota; Viridiplantae; Streptophyta; Magnoliopsida; Vitales; Vitaceae. Gene Ontology annotation, biological process: polyamine catabolic process. The transcript has 2 exons.
AUAAGUACUCGUUUCCAUGGAUUCCAAACAAUCUCUUCAAGUAGCUUUUGUCUCAUUCAUUGAGAGGCGACGUAGGCCACUCUCUUCAAUCCCUUCAGUCAUUGUGAUUGGUGGUGGUAUUUCAGGGAUAGUUGCUGCCUAUACUCUUCAUAAUGCAUCUUUUCAGGUGGUCUUGUUGGAAUCACGGGAUAGACUUGGUGGCCGCAUUCAUACUGAUUACUCACUUGGUUGUCCAGUAUAUAUGGGAGCAUCAUGGCUUCAUGGUGCUUGCAAUGAGAAUCCCUUAGCUCCAUUGAUAUGUCGUCUGGGCCUUACAUUAUACCAUACUAGUGGGGAUGAUUCUGUGUUGUAUGACCAUGAUUUGGAAAGUUGCACACUUUUUGAUAUGGAUGGUCAUCAAGUUCCUCAGAAGAUGGUUAUCGAAGUUGGAGAGACAUUUAAGAAAAUUCUGAAAGAGACAGAGAAUGUAAGGAUUGAACAUUGUGAUGAUAUAUCUGUUCUACAAGCAAUUUCUAUUGUGCUGGAUAGGCACCCAGAGUCGAGACAAGAAGGGCUUUCCAAUGAAGUGUUGCAAUGGUAUAUUUGUAGAAUGGAGUCUUGGUUUGUUGUUGAUGCAGAUAAGAUAUCACUGAAAAGUUGGGAUCAGGAGCAUAUACUUUCUGGUGGUCAGAGACUUAUGAUACAAGGUUACGACCCAAUAAUAAAGACCCUCUCUAAAGAUCUCGAUAUACAUUUGAAUCAUAGGGUUACAAAUAUAUCAUAUGGGUGUAAAAAGGUGGUGGUCACUGUUGAGGGUGAAAGGAACUUUGUUGCAGAUGCUGCCAUUAUAACUGUUCCCAUUGGAAUUCUUAAAGCCAAUUUAAUUGAGUCCAACAUGAUUCCAGCUAGUACAUUUGAUUAUGGGAAGAAGUGA